AUGAAAGUCUCCAGACGAAUUGACGGGUCGAUAUGCGGCGCGAUCCUCUUUUUGCACCGCCCGUCGUCGUCAACGUCGUCGACCUGGCAAUGGCAGACCAAUAUCUUACCUGCGUGUUAUAACCAUGGCGGAGGGUCGGGGAGGGGUUUUCUGAAUCAUCACCACCGCUCGACAGCCCCGCUUCACUAUGCCUUGACCCUCCCGACCCUCCGCCGAUUCUCGACCAUCCGAUUUUGGAGCUCCUUCCGGCCGUCGUUGGCUUAUUUGGCAAAGAGCAACACCGCGAGAGCUACACCUCCAGCACCGGCCAACGACGAAACGUCACCUUUGUGCUCCGAGCCAGACCCAGGGUCAGAAACAGUCCACCCUCCACCAGGCCACUCCAAAGAAGAGCUCCUCGCCCUCGUCGACCCCUACGAUGGUGAACCCAUCGCGCCCCUGAGCGAUUAUGUCCGGUUGCACGCCGACCCCUACAUGCGCGGUUAUGCCCAAGCCGACACCCCCAAGAUUUCCCUCGCGAAAACCAAAGAACAAGUCGAGUACCCUGCUCCCGACGAGGUUAUCCGCCCCCGGAAUCAACAAGAUGAACAAAUCCUCUUCGAGCUGCGCUUCGCCGUCAGAUACUACCUUAUCAAGCCCGAAAUGGGCGACCUAGACACCGUUUACUCCCUGUACCAGCGCCUCCCCGAACCGAAAAUCCUGCAUCUCGACGCCAACUUUCGACAUCAACUAUUGAAAGCCCUCGGUCAACCUCCCAAGCUGAAUGCCAGAUCCAUGAUGCGCUACUUUACUGUGAUUGGCGAUGUCAAAAACAGCGGGAUUGCCCUGACGAGAAGUGAGUGGAACAGGGUCAUUCACUUUGGCAGCAAAUACGUCGGCAGAAUCACAGAGGUGGAAAACGAACAGGCGUUGAAGAUGUGGAGGGAGAUGGAGAUUGAUGCCGGGAUCAAGGGGAACGAUGUCACGUUCAACAUUCUGUUCACUGUCGCCUGCAAAGCGGGCAAUUUUGUGCUGGCCGAGAUGAUUUACAAGGAGAUGGAGAAGAGGGGGCAUGUGUACAAUCGGUAUCACUACGUCAGCCUGAUUUACUACUUUAGUCUCAAGUACGAGACUGGGGGGAUGAGGGCGGCGUACCGGGAGAUGGUGGAGCAGGGGGAGAUUGUCGACACGGUGGUGCUGAACGCCAUGAUGUCGGGCUUGCUGAGGGCGGGGGAGGAGACGGCGGCGGAUAGGAUAUACGAGAGGAUGAAGGCUGCGAAUUCCGACUUGGGGGAGGUGCCGGUCAAGGGGGGGGUGAUGACGGAGAGGGCCAUCACGCAGGUGUUGAUGAUGAUGGGGAAGUUGGGGAGGAGGUUCCCCGAGCAGAGGGAGAGGUUUCAGAGCAUGGCGUUGACGACGCCGGACCUGCAGACUUAUAGGAUCUUGGUGAAUUACUAUGGGAAGCAGGGGGAUUUGGGGAGGGUGGCGAGGUAUGUGGAUGAGAUGAAGUAUUUUCAGAUUCCGCUGCACGGGGCGAUUUUUUUGGGGCUGUUCAAGGGCUUUGCGAGGCACGGGAGGCUGCACAGGAGUGCGUGGUCGGAGAGGCAUUUGGAGGAGAUUUUCAAGGCGCUGCUGAGGGCUGUGGGGGAGAGGGGAGGGGAGGUGACGGGGGUGCAUUUGCAGACUUGGUUGGUGGUUUGGGUUUUGAGGGCGUUUGAUGCUUGCUCGGGGAAGAAGAGGGUGAUGGAGGUUUAUGAUGAGUUGAGGGGACGGUGGGGGGAGGAGGUGGAUGAGGGGUUUGUGGGGGAGGUGCUGGGGGGGAUGGUGAGGAGGGAGUUUGAUUUGCAUGCACAGAGGAGGGGGGCGAGGUAUGGGAUAUGA
Molecule: messenger RNA, 1860 nt
Organism: Podospora pseudopauciseta
Lineage: Eukaryota; Fungi; Ascomycota; Sordariomycetes; Sordariales; Podosporaceae
Exons: 1
Coding region: 1-1860 (619 amino acids)
Molecular function (GO): protein binding
Source: RefSeq, a predicted model, not a curated record